This is a messenger RNA of Aureobasidium uvarum, 705 nucleotides long. NCBI's taxonomy places the organism in Eukaryota, Fungi, Ascomycota, Dothideomycetes, Dothideales, Saccotheciaceae. The record is from the annotation of a GenBank genome assembly.
AUGGCCGGAAUCAAACGCAAGGAAGCACCCAAGGCUGUCGCUGCCGUAGAAAAGAAGCAGAAACUGGCCUCGACAGGCUCGAUCAAGAAGAAGGCCGCCCCAAUUCAAGAAGCCACGCCCGAAUCCGACGAGUCGAGCGACGACGACGACGACGACGAUGAGCUGGACGGAGAGGACGAUGCCAUGUCUGGUGUGGAACUAGAGGGCGGAAACAGCGAGUCGGACGACAAGAAGAUCAGAAGUACGUCGGGGACAAGAGCGAGCAGACAAAGACACUCGGCUGACACAACCCGCAGCNNUGGUCAAUCGUCAGCAGAAGCACAUGCUGCUCAGCGUGCUCUGGCAAAGGAGCGCAAAGCCGCCAAACCCAACGCAGACAUCAUCGGCCGCAGCAAGAAGAUCUGGGAGAGACUGCGCAGAAAGUCACAUGUGCCUACCGAGGAGCGCAAGGCUCUGGUCGGCGAGCUGUUCGAAAUCAUCACUGGCAGAGUGCGCGACUUUGUCUUCAAGCACGACAGCGUGCGCGUCAUCCAAUGCGCCCUCAAAUACGCCAACAUGCAACAAAGGAAGCAAAUCGUUACUGAGCUCCGUGCCGACAUGCGCGAGCUGGCCGAGUCCAAGUACGGAAAGUUCUUGGUCGCCAAGAUGGUCGUCGAANNGGGUUUGUGUGGUCCUCUUUCCUCACAUCUUUCUGCACUAACAUGA